CGUCAACUUAGAAAUGUCAAAUAGUUUCGUGAUUUCAUCUUUUUCUCAACAAUUUUCGUAAUUUCUAAAAUUUCAAAGUUCUAAGUCUGUGUAACGAUGCAAACAAUUCGAAGAAUAGCAUUGUUUUAGCAGUAAAUCAAGUAAAUGGACAGCCAGUCCACGAUGUCUAGUGAGAACACAGAUGGUCCGAAAGUGGAGGCCGCGGGCGAGUGCAACGGCCCGGCCGCGGACCAAACGAGGAGAUUACUAGAAGAAGAAUUUAAUGUUCAACGAGCGAAAAUGAAAGAGUUGUUCUUGCAAAAAGAAGAGGACAUGAGGAAGAUGCUUCAGGACAAGGAGCAGUUGGAGUCGGAGGUGCUGGGGCUCCGGGCUGAGCUGCAGCAGCUACAGACCCUGAGUGAGAACCAGAAGUCGGAGAUACAGAGCUUGCAGAUGCUUGUUAGUGAAACAGUGGAAGCAUCGUCAUCAGGCACGGAGGAGGUGAGGCGGCUGCGCGCCAGGAACUUGGAGCUGGAGCAGCAUCUCAACCAGAUGAGGCAGCAGCAGCAGGAGGUGUCCCUGGCGCCCGCCACCUUUGUCCGCUCUCUCGCCAGGAAGCUCACGGCUGAGACUGAAGAUCAGCCGCCUAAGAAGAACUUAGAAGAAGAGCUGCUGCGGUCCAUUAUCCAGCCUCUUGAGAUGGAGAUCGCGGCGCUCAAGACCAAACUACGAGAUACCGACGCGCAGCUACAAGAUGCUCUAGCGAAAGCGAAAUCUACAGCCGCCGCCGCCGCGAGUGGGGAUGCCAAAACAGAAAAUGCAGAGGCGAGCAGACAAUGCGACAUGUGCGCGAACUAUGAGAAGCAGCUGGUGCUAGAGCAGGCCAACGCUGAGCAGGCUCGCGACAAGGCCCUCAUGAAGGAGUUGGCGCUCAAACAGGCGACGGAAGAGCUAGAAGGUGUCAGAUCCCUGCACGACGAGACGGUGCGGUCGUGGCACUCGGAGCGGCAGGCCAGCGCCGAGCAGCUGGACAGCCUGCAGGCGGCAGUGGACGCGGCACGAGCUGCCCUGGAGCAGCAGGCCGCGGCGGCCGAGCAGGCCUCGCAGCGAGCGCUGCAGCAUGUCACCGAGCUCACGGUGGACAGGGAGACGCUGCAGAAGAAGCUCGACAGUUUAGAGAGAGAUAACGCUAUGUUGAUGGGACAGUACACGAAGAAGGCUGCCGACAUGCAGAAUGAAAUCAUCGACCUGCCUGAUAAUGUAGAGGAGCUACAAGAGCUGACACUGCGUCUCCGGGAGCAGCUGAUCCUCUGCGAGAUCGGCCGCGAGGAGGCGCGCGGCGCCGAGCGCGAGCUGCGCGCUCAGCUGCUGCAGCACGGCGCCCUGUUCCACCGCCAGGACGCUGAGCUCACUGCGCUCAGGAACAGCCUUAAGGAGGCCAAGGAAGAAAUCGACCGUCUCCAAACGGAACAAGCAGCGAUGCAGGAGCUAGGGUCACGGCUGCGUCAGGCGGGCGAGCUGGGCUCCACCCUGCUGGAGGACAAGCGGCGCCUGCAAGCCGAGCUGCUCGAGCUGCGCGGCCGCGUCUCCGUGCUGCAGCAGGAGCUGGAUAACAGCGAGAAGGUGCAGCAGGACUUCGUGCGACUGUCGCAGUCGCUGCAGGUGCAGCUGCAGCGCAUCCGCGAGGCGGACACGGAGGUGCGGUGGCAGCACGAGGACGACGUGCACGAGUGUCCCGCCUGCCACGCGCAUCUGCCCAACCCCAAGAAGAAGGUGCACUGCCGGCAUUGCGGGCGCAUCUUCUGCAGCGCGUGCGUGUCGUGCAGCGUGCCGGCCGGGCCCCGCCGGGUCCCCGCGCGGGUCUGCGCCGUGUGCCGCACGCUGCUGCAGCCCCACGCCGCGCCCUACUUCAGCACCGAGCCGCCGCGCUCGCCCGACUAGCCGCCCUACACCACCAGCCGCCCUGCACCACCAGCCGCCCUACCCGCGCCUGUGCCGCACGCUGCUGCAGCCCCACGCCGCGCCCUACUUCAGCACCGAGCCGCCGCGCUCGCCCGACUAGCCGCCCUACACCACCAGCCGCCCUGCACCACCAGCCGCCCUACCCGCGCCUGUGCCGCACGCUGCUGCAGCCCCACGCCGCGCCCUACUUCAGCACCGAGCCGCCGCGCUCGCCCGACUAGCCGCCCUACACCACCAGCCGCCCUGCACCACCAGCCGCCCUACCCGCGCCUGUGCCGCACGCUGCUGCAGCCCCACGCCGCGCCCUACUUCAGCACCGAGCCGCCGCGCUCGCCCGACUAGCCGCCCUACACCACCAGCCGCCCUGCACCACCAGCCGCCCUACCCGCGCCUGUGCCGCACGCUGCUGCAGCCCCACGCCGCGCCCUACUUCAGCACCGAGCCGCCGCGCUCGCCCGACUAGCCGCCCUACACCACCAGCCGCCCUGCACCACCAGCCGCCCUACCCGCGCCUGUGCCGCACGCUGCUGCAGCCCCACGCCGCGCCCUACUUCAGCACCGAGCCGCCGCGCUCGCCCGACUAGCCGCCCUACACCACCAGCCGCCCUGCACCACCAGCCGCCCUACCCGCGCCUGUGCCGCACGCUGCUGCAGCCCCACGCCGCGCCCUACUUCAGCACCGAGCCGCCGCGCUCGCCCGACUAGCCGCCCUACACCACCAGCCGCCCUGCACCACCAGCCGCCCUACCCGCGCCUGUGCCGCACGCUGCUGCAGCCCCACGCCGCGCCCUACUUCAGCACCGAGCCGCCUUACCUACCUGCUGCAGACCCACGCCACAUCCACGACACAGUUACACCCCAGUCCCAUCACGCAAUAGUUAGUACGGCGACGUCCACAACACCUUCAAUAUCGCGGUGCAUUCAAGUUGUAAGGCGCUUUCAAUUCAACCUACCAACAUGUCCCCACCCCCCAUUCCUAGUGACGUACACUUCCAAAAAUGCAAUACUUCUUGGUGCCUCUCUGUCCAUGGCUACUUGAUUUAAUUUGAUCUCGUCCCAAGCUUUAACAAUAUUUCAAGCUCUUUCCACAAAACGUCUUCAAGUUGUGGCAAACGCGGCUUUCGACGCCUUUCAUCCCUCCGUAUUGUACCCAGCUGUGCUAAAGUAUUUCUGAUAAACUUUGUUCACCUCAGAAUAAUGUCGUCUGUAAUAUUAGAAUUAGUGUAACUAGACAAUCUUUAUUGUGUUAAAUUAUUUUUGUUGAGGACAGCCUGGUGGCAGGCUUCGAGAUUUUCAUAAUGAAUGAUUCGUGAUAAAGGGAAUCAACAGCCUUAUAGGAAAAAAAAUCGAAAGAAUCUAUGUUAAUAAACAAAAUUGCUGUCAAAAAUUGGAUAUAUGUAUCUGAAUGGUGUGAAGCCAGUGUAAUUCGGAUAAGGUUGUUGUGCUGGUCGCGCCUGCGCAGUGAGUGCGCACUGAACACUAAGUUAUGACAUCUAGCGAUAGCGUAGAAUAAGAGUUGUAAUAUAAAGAUAUUUUAUUGUAAAUAAAAGAGCUCCAUAUUA
Helicoverpa zea (corn earworm) is the source of this 3503-nucleotide messenger RNA. RefSeq names its product rab GTPase-binding effector protein 1 (gene Rbpn-5). Gene Ontology annotation, biological process: endocytosis. Gene Ontology annotation, cellular component: intracellular membrane-bounded organelle. Gene Ontology annotation, molecular function: GTPase activator activity; metal ion binding; growth factor activity. Lineage: Eukaryota; Metazoa; Arthropoda; Insecta; Lepidoptera; Noctuidae. The transcript has 14 exons. The record is from RefSeq and is a predicted model, not a curated record. The coding region runs from base 145 to 1920 and encodes 591 amino acids.